This is a messenger RNA of Closterium sp. Yama58-4, 2976 nucleotides long. The record is from the annotation of a GenBank genome assembly. NCBI's taxonomy places the organism in Eukaryota, Viridiplantae, Streptophyta, Zygnematophyceae, Desmidiales, Closteriaceae.
AUGAACGUGAACGACCUGGAGGUGGUGCUGGGGAUCCUCAAAUCCGCAGGGUUCAACGUGGCGCGCGCUGAUAGGCCGGAGGAGGCGCGGGUGAUUCUGGUGAACACGUGUGCGAUCAGGGAGAACGCAGAGGCGAAGGUGUGGCAUCGGCUGAACUAUUUCAAGCAUGUGGCAGUGCUGGGGUGCAUGGCAGAGCGGCUGAAGGAGCAGCUAGUGGCGGCGGAUAAGAUGGUGGACGUGGUGUGUGGGCCUGACGCAUACAGAGACCUGCCACGUUUAUUGGAUGAGGUAGACGCGGGUCAACCGGGAGUCAACACGCUCCUCUCUCUCGACGAAACCUACGCUGAUGUGUCACCCGUUCGCCUCGCCUCCAAUUCCGUCAGCGCGUUUGUGACUAUAAUGAGGGGCUGCGACAACAUGUGCUCCUACUGCAUCGUGCCUUUCACGAGGGGCAGGGAGCGGUCCCGGCCAAUCAGGAGCAUCCUUGGGGAGAUUGAGGAGCUUGCCGGGCAGGGCGUGAAGGAAAUUUAUCUUCUCGGGCAGAAUGUUAAUAGCUACCGAGACACCUCAGAGAUCAAUACGGUUGAUUCAGUCACUGCCACUGUUUCUCCUUCUUCCCCCGCCUCCUCCUCCCUAUCCCAACCGCACUUAACCCCUGGCUUUUCCACAAUCUACAAAUCCAAGCUGGGAGGGAUCCGAUUCGCCACCCUCCUGGACGAAGCUUCCCGGAACUUUCCCGACAUCCGCUUCCGCUUCACCUCCCCUCACCCCAAGGAUUUCCCCGAGGAGCUUCUUUCGCUCAUGGCUGCCCGGGGCAACGUGUGCAAAAGUUUGCACCUGCCCGCGCAGAGCGGCAGCAGCAGUGUGCUGGGGAGGAUGCGCAGGGGGUAUUCGAGGGAGGCAUAUCUGCAGCUGGUGGAUCGAGUGAGGAGCAUUUUGCCUGACGUGGCUAUUAGCAGCGACUUUAUCACUGAGGAGGAGCAUCAGGAGACCCUCUCUCUCAUGCGCGCAGUGCAAUACGACAUGGCCUACAUGUUCGCCUACUCGCUGCGCCCGCGCACGCACGCACACCGGCGGCUGGAGGAUGAUGUACCGGAGGAGGUGAAGCAGCAGCGGCUGAGUGAACUCGUCUCUACGUUUCGGGAGACCACUGUUGCCAGAUACGAGGCUCAGGUAAGGCGCUGGCAGUGUCCUUACCGCAUACACAAUGCCUACGCGCUGCGCCCGCGCACCCACGCGCACCGGCGGCUGGAGGAUGACGUACCGGAGGAGGUGAAGCAGCGGCGGCUGAGUGAAGUGGUUUCCACGUUUCGAGAGACCACUGCUGCCAGAUACGAGGCUCAGGCCUUCGCUGACCUUAUCGGCACACCCCGUCCAGCCGCGACGUUCCUGCUAGCGAGCUUCGCUUUCGUGCCGAUCGCAUGGAUUCACAGAUUCAUAUCCUCGCCUACACUCCGCCAUGUGUAUUGCACAGUAACGGGACUUCUCUUAUCGGCGUUCGUGUUCGGAUACAUGGCGUACGCGCACUUCUUCGUGUGCAUUCUUUACUCCAUGGCCGUAAUGCGCCUCAUGUGCAUUUCUCACGUGGAUUUUUCCUCAUUCGAUGCGAUUCGUCUUUUGAGUGGACUCCAUUCUGAUGCGGCCACCGUUCAGCAUCUGCAUUUCUCACGCUCAAAACUUCCGUUUCCCACGUUCAUCCCGUCGUUCGAUGCAAUUUCAAUUAACCGCCUCCCGCCACAUCGUCAUGCGGACCCACGAGACCCGCACGGAGGGCGUGCUCAACUGCACAGGCUCUUUGAGACCCACAUCGUCAUGCGGACCCACGAGACCCGCACGGAGGGCGUGCUCGACUGCACAGGCGCGCUCACCGUCCUCGCUACAAAGCUCACCGCUGUCGCGUAUAACUACCAGGACGGGCUCACGCUGCUCAAGGAAAAGGACUCGGGUGCAAAAGCCAAGGACGAGAAGGAGAUGAAGGAGCUAUCCGAGGAGCAGAGGCGGCGGGAGGAGCGGAUGGAGCGCUCGCGACUGGAGCGGCGAAAGGCGGCGCUGGUUACCAUGCCGUCGGUGCUGGUGCUGAUGGGGUACCUGUUCUGCUUCGGGCUGCACAUGACAGGCCCGUUCUUUGAGUUCAAGGCGUACGACGACUGGACCCGCCGCCAAGGGGUCGCAAGCAGCCGGCCAUCCUCCCACCGUUCCUCCGCGCAUUCGUUCAGGGCAUCCUCGCAGCAAUUGCCUCCCUCUUCUCUCUGUUUCCCUUUCCCCUCUCCUCACUACCACCUGCAGAUCUGGUCCCCGGGUCUCAAGCAGCCAUCCACCAUCCCGCCGUUCUUCCGCGCGUCCAUCCAUCAUCGCCUCCCUCUUCUCUCCGCCCCCAUCCACCCCCUUCCUCGCCACCUGCAGAUCUGGUCCCCGGGUCUCAAGCAGCCAUCCACCAUCCCGCCGUUCCUCCGCGCAUUCGUUCAGGGCAUCCUCGCAGCAAUUGCCUCCCUCUUCUCUCUGUUCCCAUCCCACCGUUCUUCCGCGCAUUCACCCAUCGCCUCCCCUUUUGUGCGUUCCCACCCAACCCCCUCCAUCCCUCCCCUGCAGAUCUGGUCCCCCGGUCUCAAGCAGCCAUCCAUCAUCCCACCAUUCUUCCGCGCCUUCAUCCAGGGCAUCCUCGCAGCGGUCGUCUUCCUGCUCGUGUCGCCCUCGCUCGACCUCACGCGCAUCAGCGACCGCCGCAAGAACCUCUCCUACCCCUUCCACCUGCGCUGGCUCUUCGCGCACCAGGCGAGCAUCGUGUGGCGCUUCCGCGCGUACAUUCUCUGGAGCAUCACCGAGGCUGCUAUGGUUGUCGGAGGGGAGGGGAAGGCGCUGUGGAACCGGGCGCGCAACGCGGACAUUCUGGGGUUUGAGUUCCCCAAGAGCUGCCUUGACUUCGCCACCACGUGGAACAUCUCCUACGGGCUCUGGCUGCGACUGUGUGAGUCUUGA